AUGUGCACUUUUGGUCUUGAGUUGUUCAAUGUGGUUUGGCUUCAUGUUGCUUAUAAUUUAGCAAUAAGAGUAACUUCUAACAGUUCUUCCCUUUCUUUUCAAUCUGUUGACCCUUGUUAA
This is a messenger RNA of Cetraspora pellucida, 120 nucleotides long. NCBI's taxonomy places the organism in Eukaryota, Fungi, Glomeromycota, Glomeromycetes, Diversisporales, Gigasporaceae. The record is from the annotation of a GenBank genome assembly.